AUGGCACUUGGAAGAGUGCUAACGAAAUUUAGAUGUAACGGUGGAUGGCCCAUCAAAGCUUUGGAAUACUUUGUCCAAACCGGUGUUGUCUCGGGAGGACUUUACGGCACAAAGGAUGCAUGCAAACCGUACGAAAUCCCACCGUGUGGUUUCCACCAAAAUCAGACUUUCUAUCGUAAUUGCACUCAAACAGUCCACACACCUGCAUGCAAAACUACGUGUCAAGCCGGGUAUCCAAUUCCUUACCCCGAAGACAAAAUCUACGGAAAAUCUGCGUACAGUGUGUCGAGCUCAGCGCGUGCCAUUCAGCGGGAGAUUAUGACACAUGGACCGAUCGUGGCUGCUUUCACUGUCUAUGAAGACUUUUUGCAUUACAAGAGCGGGAUUUACAGGCACACCGCUGGUGCUAUGAAAGGUGGUCAUGCUGUGAAGAUUCUUGGAUGGGGAGUGGAAAAUGCUGUGCCCUAUUGGCUUGUGGCUAACUCGUGGAACACUGAUUGGGGAGAGAACGGCUAUUUCCGUAUACUUCGUGGAACGGAUGAAUGCGGAAUUGAAGAUGAUGUGGUCGCUGGAAGAGUCUAG
Molecule: messenger RNA, 582 nt
Organism: Angiostrongylus costaricensis
Lineage: Eukaryota; Metazoa; Nematoda; Chromadorea; Rhabditida; Metastrongylidae
Source: the annotation of a GenBank genome assembly